Molecule: messenger RNA, 4171 nt
Organism: Podarcis lilfordi (Lilford's wall lizard)
Lineage: Eukaryota; Metazoa; Chordata; Lepidosauria; Squamata; Lacertidae
Source: the annotation of a GenBank genome assembly
CGAAAACGGAAAUGCGCCAAGACCUCUCUAGGAAUUUCUUCGGAGCUCUGCGCCGCCAGAACUGGAAAUAGGCCGUCGUUGAGACCUCUCUAGCCGUUUAUUUGGAUCUCUGCUGCUCCGAAAACGGAUAUGGGCCGCCGCCAAGACCCCUCUAGGAAUUUCCUUGGCUCUCUGCGGCGCCGGAAGCGGAAAUGGCCCGUCGUCAAGGCGACGCGCUCCGGCUUCUCCCCAGCGGGCGGCGGGAGUUGCCAUGGAGGAGUCUCCGGCCCAGACCCCGUCGUCUCCCCGGGAGGCGACUCCGCGGCGCAGUCCCAGGCCCCACAGCGGCUCGGGUCCGGCCCGCACCUACAGCCUGCGGCCCGCCUUCCAGCACAAGUCAGUGGCCGGGAGGGGGAGGGGCUGGCAAAAACGAAGCAGACAAGCCCCUCCCCCCAUAGGGGGAAAUGGGCCCCUUCGCUCCCCCCCGCCGCCCUGCAGGGAGCUCAAGGCGGGGCUUGCUGGGUCCAACAUCUGGAUCCCACCAGGUUCUCCAUUCCCCUUUGGAGGCCGACACGCAGCACUCUUCCAGGGGCUACAAAUCCACCUCGAUCCCUUUACAGUGGUACCUCAGGUUACAGACGCUUCAGGUUACAGACUCCGCCAACCCAGAAAUAGUACCUCAGAUUAAGAACUUUGCUUCAGGAUGAGAACAGAAAUCGUGCAGCGGCAGCAGGAGGCCCCAUUAGCUAAAGUGGUGCUUCAGGUUAAGAACAGUUUCAGGCUAAGAACAGACCUUCGAAACGAAUUAAGUACUUAACCCGAGGUACAGUGGUCCCUUGUUUCUCAAACACCUUGGUACUCAAACACUGCAAACACGGAAGGAAGUGUUCCAGUCUGCAAACUUUUUUCGGAAGCCAAAUGUGCUCCAAUUUGAGUGUUAAGCUGAGGUCUUUCUGGUUUUGCUAUGUAUUUUGCAUUUUGCAGGGAUACGGGUGGCGCUGUGGGUUAAACCACAGAGCCUAGGACUUGCUGAUCAGAAGGUCGGCAGUUCGAAUCCCCGUGACAGGGUGAGCUCCCGUUGCUCGGUCCCUGGUCCCGCCAACCUAGCAGUUCGAAACACGUCAAGUGCAAGUAGAUAAAUAGGUACCGCUCUGGCGGGAAGGUAAACGGCGUUUCUGUGCGCUGCUCUGGUUUGCCAGAAGCGGCUUAGUCAUGCUGGCCACAUGACCCGGAACCUGUAUGGCUCCUUCAGCCAAUAAAACGAGAUGAGCGCCGCAACCCCAGAGUCGGCCACGACUGGACCUAAUGGUCAGGGGUCCCUUUAACUUUACCUUGCUUUUUUUUGUGGCUUUUUUGUUUUGUUUUGUUACUGUGUAGCUCAGCUACUGAUUGAUUGAUUGAUUGAUUGAUUGUGUGACUGCAGAACAUUGUUUUUUGCUUUCAUUUUAUGGAUCAGUGGUCUCGCUAAACAGUAAAAUUCAUGUUAAAUGGCUGUUUUAGGGGUUGUUUUUAAAGGUCUGGAACGGAUUAAUCCAUUUUGCAUUACUUUCUAUGGGAAAGCGCACCUUGCUUUUGGAAUGGACUUCCGGAACGGAUUAAGUUUGAGAACCAAGGUACCACUGUAUUUUCAAUAACUUUCAGAUCCUUUCUUAUGUUGACUUGAAGCUGGCAUACAUUUAGUUCCCAGUCACUGAACUACUGAGCAUCAGCACAUAUCCUGCAUCCUAAGCCUUCCAGCCAUGACCUGAUACUUACCGUAUUUUUUGCUCUCUAAGACUCACUUUUUCCCUCCUAAAAAGUAAGGGGAAAUGUGUGUGCGUCUUAUGGAGCGAAUGCAGACUGCGCAGCUAUCCCAGAAGCCAGAACAGCAAGAGGGACCGCUGCUUUCGCUGCGCAGCGAUCCCUCUUGCUGUUCUGGCUUCUGGGAUUCAGAAUAUUAUUAUUUUUUUGUUUUCCUCCUCCAAAAAUUGGGUGCGUCUUAUGGUUUGGUGUAUCUUAUAGAGCGAAAAAUAUAGUAGUUGUUUUCCCAUGUGCUGGGUGUCUGUUCAUUUGUUGUAUAGGAAUGCCAUCAGUCAAGGCCCUUCUUCCCACCUGCAUUCUCAAGUGGUACAGCCCCUGCAGGCUUAAACCUUAUGAAGAUGUAAACUGAGUGUGAAUCCUCUCAAAGAUGUACGCCUGAAGUUUGGGAGUUGUCACAAAUCAGACAUCCCAGACUCCAGUUAUUUGUUAUACUGAUGGAGGGGAGAUAUAACUGUACGCCAUUCUUUCCUAUUAGAUUCCGCCCUUCUACGGUGAAAGAUUGUAUCCAUGAGGUGUUAAAAGAGGAGCUGGCCAGUGUGCAGUACAACCCUGAAGAGAUCCCACAGCUCACCAAAUCCUUAUCAGAGACGAUCCUGGAAAAGUUAAAAGGUAAGAGCAUGUGCCAAGAGUAAUUGCCUUUUUCUUCCUAUAUCUUCCUGCCCAACUCACCCACCCUUUCUCUCUCUUGGACACACACACACACACCCUUGCUGAUGUUCUUCCAUCUGGCCAAACAUAUGAUGUGACAAUAUACAGGUGUGAAAUCUUUCAAUUUUCCCCAAUCCUUUUUCUUCCCCAUCUUUCUUUCUAGAGAAAGGUUUUCACCGAUAUAAAAUGGUGGUGCAAGUGGUGAUCGGAGAACAGAGAGGCGAAGGAGUUAAGUAAGUUAGGCUUCCCUCCCUUCCCACCAAAUCAUUCACAUUUCUUAAUAUUUUGCACUGUGGGUUGUUGUUGUUGUUGUUGUUGUUGUUGUUGUUGUUGUGUGUGUAUGCCUUUGUAAAUUGUGAAAUCUGAGGGUUCAUAUUUAUCCCGAGCAUUCUACAAUUGACAAAUUUACACAAUUCCUCUGGGGACUUAAUGUAUUCUGACUUGCACAGCACACCCCCAACAUUCAGAGCAAAUUAAACACCUUUGUAGUGAUAGCAUGUUUGGUGUGGGUAACUCCCCCUUCCUUCACUUCACCUGGAGGGUUUCCAUGCCUGUUCUCACUUUUUUGGUCUCCAUAUGGUUCUUCUGGGUUUCACCAGCACAUAUUUGGAGGCAUUGGGUUGCCUGCAAAACAGCUUCCACCCACACAACUGAACUGUCCCUCUCCACCCCCUGCAUGCCCCCCCAAAUCUAUUCUGAGGGAUCCCGCAGCCCUCCAGAGUAAAUUUUGUAGGCAUGCAAGGGGGAGGAGAGGGAAGAGAAGUUCCAUUGCAGAAGCAAAUUUGUUCCGCAAGCCCAAUGACUUCAUUAUGUUCAACCAAACUGUCCUCUUCUUGUUUGGGAUCAACCCUGUUGGUCCCCACCCCGGGGGGGAUUUUGGGGAAGCAUUUUCAGCGUAUCAAGGAAAUGAACAGUCUCGAAAUGCGGCUGAUUAUCACCAACUGAUGUUUUUCUUUGUCAAUGGACGGUUGCUCAUUUGUUUCUUCAGCAUGGCUGCACGGUGCUUCUGGGAUUCAGACACAGACAACUACGCUCAGGAUAUUUUCAUGAAUGUAAGUGACUUGCUGCUUUUGCCAUGCAUCACCCAUUGAAGGCUGCUUAAAAACCGUGUGUCCUGAUGUUCUCAUGUGUAAAACCUACAAAAAUUGCAGAAGAAAAUUUCCAUCAUGCUUGUUACUGCACCAGAUUCCCAAAGUCAUGAAUUUGUUUGCCUCUGAGGUUGUUUUCGCUCACGGAGGUGUUCUCCUUUCUGCAGGACACCCUCUUCUGUGUGGUGGUUGCCUUUGGCUGUUUCUUCUACUGACGCUGGUGAAAAGUUCAAAGAAGAUCACUGUUUCAAAUAUAUUUUUGAGGAUGGACACUCCCGUUUACAAAAUACAUUUUCUACUUGAUGCUUUUAUGAUGGAUUUCUGCUGCUGCUUUGUACAUAGCUAGAGUUUUCUGCACAAGCCCCACUGAAAAAAUGAGAUACUUCUCUUACACAGCUCCUGUUCCUUUCAACAAGGUUUGUACUGGAGAAUUUCCUGCCAACUUCAACCCUAUAUUUACUUGCAACAUUUUCUCUGCGAUUGGUGGCUAAUGAGACCCAUCUGGUUACAACCAUUACAAACAAUUGAAAUUUCUGGUUGCAGAUUCAUUGAGUCUGCUGCGAAUGCUAAACUCGUGCUGCAUCCCAGUCUAUUUGAAUGAAUAUGUUAAAAUCUCACUGAGAAUUGUAUAAAUGCACUCUAUAAUUUUACCGUGG